Molecule: messenger RNA, 2288 nt
Organism: Saccoglossus kowalevskii
Lineage: Eukaryota; Metazoa; Hemichordata; Enteropneusta; Harrimaniidae
Product: TGF-beta-activated kinase 1 and MAP3K7-binding protein 3-like
Source: RefSeq, a predicted model, not a curated record
CGGCGGCCGCCAUGUUGUUCUGACUUCCUGCAGAUAUUUUUUUACUUUGCCUGGAAUCUUAUUUUAGUGUGCUCUGCGUGCAAAAUAUCUGAGUUGGUGCAGCGAUCGUGGCAGUUGAAGCUCUCAAAAUGUUCGGCAAGUGAUCGUAGAGAACACAUUGGUACUAUUACACUAUGGACCAUGAAAUUGACACUGCAAUAUUAAAAAGAUUAAAAGAACAGUUUCCUGAAAUACCAACAAGUGUAGUGUGUAGCUGUAUUCAACAGAAUCAAAAUAGUUAUCAUCAUUGCGUUGAUGCGCUUGAAAAGGAGAGCAUUAGAUACAUGUAUGGACCAUUUGAGAGUGCUUCAAGCAUGGACAUGUCAAACCAGUUUCAGAAUUUACAUCUUAACCAAAGCGAGCAAAAAAACCACCAAGGUUCUAAUAGUUCAAAAGGUGGUUUGGGACAUAGUGCCAGUUUUGAAUCUGGGACAGCUACUAGUAAUGAACAGUUUUAUCCAACACUGGAGGCACAAUCUGCUCCAGUUGUGUCAAAUUUUCGUCCUUUUAGUCAUGGGUGUCGGAACAGUCCACCAAAAUAUACUUCAACGUACAUGACAAAUGUUCCUCGAGUGCAACCGCGGCAGCAGCAGAAUCGACAACAACAACAACAACAACAACAACAUUUAUCCCAAUAUACCCACAGUCCAUCACCUGGUCAGUUUAAUACUUCUUACAAUAGAAGUCCAUCUGGCAGCUUCUCUAACACAACACCUAAUGCAACUACUGUAGGGACUUACGGCUAUAAUCAGUCUCCAUCACAAUACUCCAGUACAUCGCAGCAUCAAACCUAUCCAAACAUGUCGCAUUAUGAGACUCCCGGCUCGAGUUCCUCACAUCAACAGUACACCUCUCCUGGCAGUUCAAGGCUCAGUACGUCACCGCAGUAUGUCAAUGUAGCGCCGAAUACGUCUCAACACUAUACCAGUCCUGGCCACAGCUCAUCUCAGCAGUAUGCCAGCUCUAGCAGUGUUGGACCAUCGCAACAUUAUACGAGUACAGCUCCUCCCAGUACAUCACAACAAUAUGCCAGCCCUGGCAGUGUCAGCGCCAGUACGUCGCAACAGUAUGUGGUUGCAGCCAAAGUUGGGCACCAACCGAACUAUACAAGUCCAGGUUCUACACCCAAACAUUACAACCAUUACUCAACCGCUUCAUCAGAUGUGAUUCCAUACCAGCCUAUCUCACUUUUCCAAGGUGGAAGCACAGGAACAUUUACGCAUCCACGGGAUACAACUUACGGUAGCGGUCCCACUCAGAUUCAGAGACAUUACACUGGCACUUCUGGUGCCAUCUCGCCGCAGCCGCCUCCACCAUCUUAUAGCUCAUCACAUUAUUUUCCUAUGAAUCAACCCCAAACAAAGCAGCAAAAUAGAGCUUCCUAUCCACCAAGUUCAUUCAGUAACUACAAUGUAAGGUAUCAAACACAGUACAGUCUGGAUCCCUCAGCUGCUCCAGGUAGUACAAACAGUGGACAACAACAAAGUGUAGUAAGUUCUGUGAGGUACAUUCCUUCACAAUCAUCAAGGGCAUCUAAUUUAAGUUCUAGUCCAGCUGAGGAAAGUUUAUUAAAUCGCAGUAUAGAAGGCACUGCAACUCCGCCUCCUCCAAUACAGCCAUUGUCACCUGCAUCUAGCCAUAGUAGUCUGUUAGAGAGUCCACUCGAUGAUCAGCAAGCAGCUACUUCAGGAUUAACAAAGGAACAAGAAGACUAUGCAUAUACACAAGCGUUGCUAUUACACCAAAAGGCCAGAUGUGAUAGACUUAUACGAGAUUUAGAAGUUGAGAAAAAGACGUUAGAAAAUUUCAGGAGAGAAGUUGAAGGUUUAGAAACUGAGUUAAUGGAUAGAAAAGUCCGAAGCUCACAAUUGCCAAGGUUAGAGCACAUUGCUAGAUUAAGAGCUGAAAAUAGAAUGUUACAAACAGAUAUCAAUUGUAUGUCAAAAGAAGUUGAAGUCAUAGCCAAUGAGAACGAUGCUGAACAGAGUAGUAGUUUUUAUGGAAAUUUUACAACUGGUGCUCCUGGUCCAGUUCCGCCCAAACCACCAACACCGUCAAAAUCUGCCCAUUCGAUGAUACCACCAGCACGACCACCUCCACCGUUGCCAGCGAAAAAACCGCCGCCGCCACCACCAGUCAAGACGUCAGACCCUGAUGAAGGACAACAGUGGAGCUGCGUGCAUUGUACUUUUUUAAAUCAUCCCGCGUUGGACAAAUGUGAAACGUGUGAAAUGCCACGGGUUGUGUAG